Molecule: messenger RNA, 1126 nt
Organism: Syngnathus typhle (broad-nosed pipefish)
Lineage: Eukaryota; Metazoa; Chordata; Actinopteri; Syngnathiformes; Syngnathidae
Gene: hmces
Product: 5-hydroxymethylcytosine binding, ES cell specific
Exons: 6
Coding region: 1-1026 (341 amino acids)
Biological process (GO): DNA damage response
Molecular function (GO): single-stranded DNA binding
Source: RefSeq, a predicted model, not a curated record
AUGUGUGGAAGGACUGCGUGCACUCUUGCUCCGGAUGAGGUGAGCCGAGCCUGCUCGUACAGAAACCGGCGUGGGCAGCGGAGACAGCCUAGUUGGAGGGAGGGUAACGCGGACAAAUACCGACCCUCCUACAACAAAAGCCCCCAGUCCAUGAGCCCUGUGCUGCUGUCACACAGGCACUUUGACAAGAAUGCACCUGUGGAUGAGUGUGUUUUGGUUUCCAUGCGUUGGGGCCUGGUCCCUUCCUGGUUUAAGGAAAAUGAUCCAAGCAAGAUGCAGUACAGCACCAGCAAUUGUCGCAGUGACAACAUCCUGCAGAAAAAGACUUAUAAGGACCCUUUACUGAAAGGACAGCGCUGCGUCAUCCUCGCCGAUGGCUUCUAUGAGUGGAGGAGGCAGGAGAAAGAGAAGCAGCCAUUUUUCAUCUACUUCCCUCAGACUCACCGGUCCUGUGAGGAGAAACAAGAUCCUGUCAAUGAGUCAGCAGAGCAGGCAGAAGAACCAUCAGAUGAGUGGACAGGCUGGAAGUUGUUGACCAUGGCAGGACUAUUUGACUGCUGGACACCUCCAUCUGGUGGUGACCCCCUCUACACCUACAGUGUAAUCACUGUCAACGCUUCCCCCAAUCUGCACAGCAUCCAUGACAGGAUGCCAGCCAUCUUGGCCGGAGAGGAGGAUGUAAGGCGGUGGCUUGAUUUUGGCGAGGUGAAAUCUGUGGAUGCUUUGAAACUGCUCCAGUCAGAAGACAUAUUGACCUAUCAUCCCGUCUCGUCGCUUGUCAAUAAUUCUCGCAACAACUCUCCGGAGUGCCUUCAGCCUGUAGAUCUCAACCAGAAAAAGGAGCCCAAGGAGACAGCUAGCAGCAAGAUGAUGAUGAGCUGGCUGGCGAGUGGCUCUUCAAAGAGGAAGGUGUCGGAUGCCUGCAAGAGUCAGGAGAAGGACACGGACAAGAAAGACACUCCCAGGAAGUCUACUGGGGCACUUCAACAGUGGCUGCAAGGAGCCAACAAAAAAUCAAAAACCUAGUAAAGCAGAGUUACUGGAUUUCUGUCAUUCUUUUAAUCAAUUCUAAUGGGACUAUAUACUGUUCAAUGAUUAGAUGUUCAAAUAAAGUUUUAGAAAUAAA